Messenger RNA from Drosophila ananassae, 3036 nucleotides. RefSeq lists its product as uncharacterized. Gene Ontology annotation, cellular component: extracellular matrix. The coding region runs from base 55 to 2949 and encodes 964 amino acids. Lineage: Eukaryota; Metazoa; Arthropoda; Insecta; Diptera; Drosophilidae. The transcript has 3 exons. The record is from RefSeq and is a predicted model, not a curated record.
CGCCAUCGAGCUACGGAGAGGUCUCCAUCUCGAAGUCUGGAUACAAAUACGACAAUGUGGCUACUACCUGUGAUUGUCCUUCUACUGGGAUUACUGGAGUUGAGCUGGGCAGAUACCCUUGUCCAGUUGCAUGUGAAUCGUCCUUACAACGAUGUUAACGAGAAGUUUGUCAGCUUCGCCGUCCGGCCGGAGGACUUGUACGAUGCACUGGAUGGAAAAAAUCGGAAAGCAGUGACCAAUAUGGCCACCCUUUUGGGAGAUGCCCACAUUAAGUUUGUUGGUGACUUUUAUUUCGCCACUAAUGCACCCAAUCGUCUGCGGAAUCCCACAAAGAUCAUCUGGAAAGGUUUUAACCGAUGGACGCGAGCCGUAAACUGGACCAUGAUCAUUCCGGUGCCAUAUGCCCCCGACGAAUGGGACUCCAUGCACACCCUUAAAAUCCUAAACACCUCCUACAUGGUGGGCAUCACCGAUUGCAUUUGGCAAUUGGGCACUGAUUUUGGAACUUCAAGAGCCAAGGAUUACGUCCAGGAGCUACGUACUCUCAAGCUGAUGACGGAUACCUUCAAGCCGUACGUGGAUGAUUGGCGGAUCAUGGGGGCGGACAUUUCGGCAGGCAGCAGUGCUGAUGAAACAAGAAGAUACGUGGACACGUCUAAGGACCUUAAUACAGCCUUCGGAUGGACACAGCCUUCCAACAUGCUUCCCAAGUCCAGUUUGGGGAGCUAUCUGUACGAUAGCGACCCGGCUUUGAGGAUUCUGCAGCAGCAGCGUGUUCCCUUGUGGUUAAGCCUGCCAGAGGAGCGAUCCUCAGAGCGACUAGUUGGUGAUGAGACUACCGAUGCCCUGCGCUGGGCCCAGACACUGGGGGAUGCGGCCAGCACUGGCUUCGAUGUGGUCUUCAAGCGCAUGACCCUGCAGGACUUCGAGCGACCCAAUUUCAGCCUGUUUGUGACGGCUUUGUUCAAAAAGGUUAUGGGUUCAAGGGUGUUCCCUGCGAGACCUUUGAAUGUGUUCUCCCCCAGCAACAAACUAUAUACGCACUGUGCCAAUGCCGUAUCCGGAGGUCUGGCAUUUAUGGUGGUCAAUACGGAGGACCAGCCCACCACGAUCACGGUGAGGAGUCCCAGUCGCCUGGCCGGCAAGGAAAUCUGGCAGUAUGUUCUGACUAGUUUGGAUCAACGAGUCCAACUGAACAAUGUUCGAUUGCAUUUAAAUUCUACCCUGCGUCCUUUGAUCAAAGAGAAUGAUGCCAGCAAACCCCUGCAGCUAAUCACUCCGAGUAUGUCGGUGGCGUUCUGGGUUCUACCCGAUGUCAAUCUGGAGCAUUGCCAGUUUUCGGAGAUCGAGGCGGAAGACGAGACAAGUGGAGACUCCUCGACGGAGAAACGUCGCUCCUCCCGAUACAGUUCCGCCGAUCGACUGCUUCAGCGCUUGAUAGAGGAAACAGCAGUAGCCAGGGGUGCCGUUCAGAGCUCCUUCAACCGAAACCGACGCUUUGUCCUGGACGAGGAUGAGAGACCAAGAAAUCUUCUGGACCGCCUAUUGCAGACCUUCCGUGAUACUAAGCCUGCUAAGAGAGAGGCCUCGGACACCGCCACCAAGUCUAGUCAUCAGCCCGUUAAUGUUCCACAAGCGUUGGCCUGGUUUAGUCAAGUAUUUGAGCAAGCCCAGGGUGUAAACCGAAGAUCACGGCGCAGUACUUCCGACUAUUCCGGUCCAUACUUCUACAACCGAAACGGUAAAAAGACCGCAAUGACCAAAAAAAUCACGGAGAUUCGGAAGCCAGAGACAAAGAAGAAGCCACUCUUUAACUUUGACGAGUUCGACGAGGAGAAGUUCUUCAAGAAGCUCGGAGAACAGCCGGAAGAGCCACCAACCUACACCCGUCUUCCCGAUGGUGAUGUCCACUUGAAGCACAUUGAAAGUAUAGAUGGGGAGGAAAAUGAACCGGAAACGGAAGUUGCGAUUCCCAAGAAACGCAAAUCAAAGUCCAAGAGCCAGUUGAAAAUUAUCCAAAGAGAGGAAGAAUCUGAACAGGAGCCCGAACCAGAACCGUCUGAAGGACGCAGAAAGCUGCGUUUGCUACCCACGGAGUUUUUCGAAGCAUUGCCAGCUCCCAAGGCUAACAAGAGAUUGAACCUGGGGGCCACUCUCAAUUCCCUGCUCUUCCCUGAGCCGUUCUCCAGCAAAGCCACUAUUGCCAAAAAUGAAUCGGGGAAGCCAAAGCCCGUAGAGGAACCCGAAGAGGAUGUGGAGCCCGUGCCCACCGCCAGAAGACGUCAUUCCAGGACUGGUCAUGUGGCCAGCGAUUUUCUCCAGGCUCAACGGGAACUGGGAAAACAUUUUCUCGGCCACAUAAACGAACACGAGCACGAGUUUUCUCUAGGAGAUGAGACACUACGGGAGAGUUCUCUGGAGGCAUUCAGUGCUGGUAAGAAGGCGUCCUCGCCGGACUAUUUCGGUGCCAAGGGAUCCGCUCCAGCUGCAGUCCCCGCCCAAGCAAAAAAAGCUGAUGUGGGAAUCACCUCCUGGUGGGACCUUCCAGCGAUGCGAAAGCGCCGUGCCAUUCCCAUGUCCAACUCUUUGGAAGAACUGCGAUCAAACUCUAUUGACAAAGAUGAUCAGGACGAGACAAUGCCUCUGGGGACAUACACCUUGUACGAAUACAAAGUCGAUCAAAGGCCACGAAUAAGCCCAUUUCCGCCAAAUGAGGACUCUGAGAAUUCCACGAUCAUGAAAAUCAGUAAGACCAAUGCUCCAGCUACAGAACACCGCAGGAUAUCCCUUGCUGAUGGAAUUGUGACUACCGUCAAGGCAAAGGUGUCCCGUUUCAUUAACAUCGUCACCCAGCACAUGAGCGAAUGGUACAAUACUUUGACCAGACACCUGGACACUGACAUGGAGCCUCCAAUGGGGACCCUCAAGGAGAACAGCAUCGAUAAAUAGAACAUUUUACUUUAGUUCAAGAAAGUUUUGAUCAUUAGACCCUUAUGUAAAUAUGUAAUUAAAAAUACAAUCCACAUUGCAUUGAAA